This is a messenger RNA of Platichthys flesus (European flounder), 3385 nucleotides long. It is a transcript of the gene epb41l4b, whose product is annotated as erythrocyte membrane protein band 4.1 like 4B. NCBI's taxonomy places the organism in Eukaryota, Metazoa, Chordata, Actinopteri, Pleuronectiformes, Pleuronectidae. The transcript has 23 exons. The coding region runs from base 1 to 2334 and encodes 777 amino acids. Gene Ontology annotation, molecular function: cytoskeletal protein binding. The record is from RefSeq and is a predicted model, not a curated record. Gene Ontology annotation, cellular component: cytoskeleton.
AUGAUGGGCUUUCUGCGCCGGACGUUCAGCCGCCGCUCGCGGAGCCGCUUCCAGACGAGAGAGAGGGACGAGCGGGACGGGAAAGGGGGAGGAGGAGGGGGAGCGGCAGGGGUGACCGGGAACCCCCUGCUCCUGGCCCAUCAGCAGCAGGUCGUACACGUGCCCGCCGUGGUCACCGGGGGAGCGGCGGUCCACAUCCCGGCGGCCGGGACGGCGAGGACCACCAUCAGCUGCCGGGUCCUGCUGCUGGACGGCUCGGAUGUCAACGUGGAUUUGCCUAGCAAAUCCAAAGGCCAGGACCUUUUUGACCAGAUCAUGUAUCACAUAGAUCUGGUUGAGACGGACUACUUUGGACUGCAGUUCAUGGACACAGACCAAGUCUCACACUGGCUGGAUAUGUCCAAGCCCAUAAAGAAGCAGAUCCGAGACGUGUCUCCGUACAGACUCUUCUUCAGGGUGAAAUUUUACUCCUCGGAGCCAAAUAACCUGCGCGAGGAAUUCACAAGAUACCUGUUUGUGCUGCAGCUUCGGCAAGACAUUCUGUCUGGCAAGCUGAAAUGUCCGUAUGACACCUCCGUAGAGCUGGCGGCAUAUUGUUUACAAAGUGAACUGGGAGACUGUGACUCAUUAGGUCACUCUCCAGUGCUGGUGUCAGAGUUUCGUUUCAGCCCUAAACAGAGCGAGCCCAUGGAGGCGGACAUCUUCAGCAGGUGGAUGGACCUCAGGGGGAAGAGCCCUUCUCAAGCAGAGAUUUCUUUCCUCAACAAAUGCAAGUGGCUGGAACUUUACGGAGUAGACAUGCACUUUGUCAAGGGCAGAGAUGGAGGAGAUUAUGCUCUUGGUCUCACUCCGACUGGGAUCUUAGUAUUUGAAGGCUCCAACAAAAUCGGGCUCUUCUUUUGGCCCAAAAUCACUCAGCUGGACUUUAAAAGGAGCCGACUGACGUUGGCUGUGGUGGAGGACGACGAUCAGGGUCGGGAGCAGGAGCACACGUUUGUGUUCCAGCUGGCCAGCGCCAAGACCUGCAAACACCUGUGGAAGUGCGCGGUGGAGAGCCACGCCUUCUUCCGGCUUCGACAACCAGCCACAGGCAAAGCCAACCACAGUGACUUCACACGACUCGGCUCCCGCUUCAGAUUCAGUGGUAAGACGGAGUAUCAGGCCACUCAUGGGGGCAGACUGAGGAGAACAAGCACAUUCGAGAGAAGGCCGAGCAAGCGAUACCCCUCCCGCUCACAGUCACUGGGCAAAGUUGCCAUUUCUCCUGCCAAGCAUCAACAUAUCAGCUCUCAUGCCAGCCCUGAUCCCAGCUUCCAUCCAUACCAGCACAACAUCCCUAUUGGCCACGAGCCGUGGCACCCAGCCCACCCCGCUCUCACGCCCCCGGUUUACCUGCAUCCCUCCGGACACACGCCGUCGCACAGUUUCCCUCUGAGCGGUCCUGCAUCAGAACACCAGUUCAGCGUCGAGGAGAAUGAGACGUCGUACUCUGGCAAGAUCCACCAUCACAGACGCCACACACACAGCCAGGACACACUCUGCCACACACACACCAAGAACAAACGUCGAGCUCCUCCCUCCCCGGCGGAUGAGUUGAACAUCUCUCAGUCUCUGCUCAGAGCCCUGGAGUCAGACAGCGAUUCCCCUCCCUGGCCCUCGCUGCCCUCGCUUCACGUCAACAUCGACAAAAAGGGAGAGGAGAAGCAGCUGUCUGAAAAGUCUCUGCACCCUCCAACCUCCCCGGCGAUGCUCCCUGACCACCUAAAAUGUAACAUCCUCAAAGCCCAGAUGGAGGCCGCCUUCAGGAAGGAAGCUCCGACAACACCCAGAGGAAAGAACUCGAAUGAGACGCUCAGUGACAGGUAUCAGAGCUCAUCCCAAGACUCAGCUGCGUCCAGCCUGACUGCAGACAAGGCGUCUCAUUGGCAGGACCGCAUCCCAACGCCGGACAGACUGCACCCCAACGCCAACCAGUGCACCAACCGCAGGAAACGACUGGUCAGGCAGUUCAGCUUUAACCAUGAGGAUGAAGAUAAUCUCCCAGAAGCCUUUGCAGCCCUCUCCUUGCAGAGUAUGGGAAAGUCAGGCUCCAGCAACUCACUGGACAAACAGAUACAGCCGUCCAUAUACCCACAGGUGGACAAUAUGCCAGCUCUGGAGCUGGGUAGUCCAUGCUGUCGCUCACCUUCACCCUCCCCCCACCUCUCCCCCUCUUGCUACGGUAGCUCCAACCCUCACCUGGUCCCUUACCUCGCCACCCAUAGCGACAGCGGUGAGGAAACCAGGUUGGACAGAGAGAAGAUACUCAGAGCUCUCCUGAUGACUGAGCUCUGAGACCUUGACCCUUGACCUCUUUGACGGACAUUAGACUGGAGGCGUAAGAAAGAAGUCCCAAAGUCGCUGGCUGCAAUCAACAUUUGUAUAUUUGCAUUAUACAUUCAGCAGUUAUAAAUAUAUAUUUGCAUAAAGGCAAUUGUUAUAUUUGCUUAACUGUCAUUUUAGAAGGAUGGUUCUUUACAUUCUUUGGAUUAAAACUAUAAACUAUAGGCUAAGUGAGAGAAUCGAAUGGACACACGCACACGCACACACACACACACACACACACACACGCACACACACACACACACACACUACAGACCCGCUUCAGAUGUGACUGGUACUGCCUGCAUGAUAAAUGUGUUACAGUUUUGGGGUUCUGUUUAGGUUUAUGUGUGAUUUCAUCAUCACCUUGUCCAUGUUGACGUCUAAACUGUGUUUCAGACAGCGACUGUUGAAGCAUCAAGGUCUACACUUUAAACAACAAACAAACCCAAAAGUCAAUUCACUUUCAAAUCAGUUUGUUCACAAUGUAAAUAAACUUUGUAUUUAAUAUGCUGAACAUAACAGAGCGGGCUGUGAGGGCUUGUUUCCUGAAUGCCUUACUCUCAUGUCAACCGUCCACUUUGACAUGGCAAAGCAUUUGCAGCAUUUGAGGUUGAAUAAACUUCCUGAACAGAUUGAAUUGAAAGUGAAUUAUGACUGCGUGUGGAUGAUGUGGACACUUGAUCGUACUGUGAGACUAAGACACCGCACUCUCAGUCUGUCCACUGGAAGGAGACAAAGCCACUGUCACGGCUGACAACAGAGAUCCUGUAGCACAGGCUGUCUCCAGGAGCCGAUCUUGAAUCACUUUGCUUUUGUUUGCAGGCACUACGUGUUUUUAUCUCAUGUCAAACUUGUUUCAGAUGUAUUUUUUUCUUAUAAAUAGCCAUAAACCUGCUGCUCAACAAAUGCACUUCUUUUGUCACGGCCACAUCUGAGGGAGUGUUCCACCUCCUGCUGUACUCAACGUGUUGACUGAGCUGUUCCUGCCCUCGAUUUGAUUUUAAUAAAAGAAACAUCAUGA